AUGAGACAAAGAAAAUCUCAUCUUUUAUCAAAAUCAAUCGAUAAUCAUAGAUUAGAACGGAUUGAUAUAAGUCAUAUACCAAAAGUUAUUGAAGAAUUUUAUAUGAAUGCAAAUACAAAAUCUAAACAGAUCUGUUUUAAUGAUAUUGAUAAUAUAAAAGAAGAAGAAGAAGAAGAAGAAGAAAAAUGUGUACAGACCACCACUUCUCCUGAUGAAUCUUCAUCUGUAUAUGAUCCAUGUGUAUGGGAUGUAUUGCAAGCAAUAUUAAAUGAAACUAUUGAUGGUCAAACAUAUGAAUAUUCAUCAAGAAUUGAUUCUUCAUUAUCAAUUGAGAAUGAUAAAAUAACAAGAGUAAUACAAAAUCAAGAAUCUAAUGUACUUGAUACAAUUGAUAUUUUAUUAAAUGCAUUGAACACACCAAAUUAUUCAAUAGAACCCAAUAAGACAAAUAAUAAUGGUCUUGCAGUUCUUGUUGCUGCAGCUGAUUCAUGUUCGAAGGAUGAAAAUUCUUCGUUAGUAACGAAACAAAAUCCGACUUCAUUAACAAAUUCUCUCUCACUUUUAAUUGAUCUUUCACAAUUUCGUUUAUCUCAUGCAGCACUUAUUCAUAUACGUUCUAAACAUGUAAUUUAUAUUCGUAAACAAGUUAUUUGGUUUGGCUCAUCAAUAUCAAAUGAUAUAUGUUUAAAAAAUUUUAAUAAUCAACAAACAUGUCAAUAUGUUACGGAAAAACAUGCAUGCUUAUAUUAUGAUCGUAAACGAAAUUUAUUUGAAUUAUUAAAUUAUAGUGAAUAUGGUACAAUUGUAAAUGGUUUUCGAUAUGGUUUAGGAAAUAUAUCGGAUGAUGAAAGUGGUGAUGAUGAUGAUGAUGGAAAUGAUGAAAAGAAAAAUGAGAAUGAAAAUUUACAAAAAUGUUUUUGUUUAACAAUACCAUCAUAUCAUUCAGCAUGGGAUGGACCUGCCCAACUAGAACAAGGAACAGUAGUCCAAAUUGGUUGUCAUGAAUUUCUCUUUUACCGGCAUGUUGUCCGAUAG
This is a messenger RNA of Adineta steineri, 1035 nucleotides long. Lineage: Eukaryota; Metazoa; Rotifera; Eurotatoria; Adinetida; Adinetidae. The record is from the annotation of a GenBank genome assembly.